AUGUUCAAGACGGUCGCGCUGGCCAUGCUGGCCAUUGCCGGGCCCCAGGGCGGUGGCGCUUCUUCCUUCUGGUACUCGAUGAUGGACCAUGCCGGCGCCCCGAGAGGCUAUGCCCCGAACGUCGACAACGCUGGCAAAUACAGUGUCUACGUCGCUGUCCGAUCCGGCGACGGCGCUGCUCUCCAAGAUGCCAUCACAUCUGCCCCCGGUGGCCAACGCAACAAGCAAUGGCUGGCUUCCCAACCCCGGGUUGUCUAUAUUCCUCCUGGAACCUAUGAAAUCAGCAAGACUCUCUUCAUGCAAACGGACACUGUUCUCAUGGGAGACGCCACCGACCCUCCAGUCAUCAAAGCCGCCAAAGGAUUCAGCGACGGCGUUCUCGUCAACGGACAGGACCCCUCUACCAAGGAAAAGGGCGAAAACUCCUUCGCCAUCAGCCUGAAGAAUCUGAUCCUCGACACGACGGCGCUUGACGGAGGCCGAAACUUUACGGCCCUGUACUGGGGCGUCGCACAGGUCUCGCAGCUUCAAAACGUCAAGAUUCAAAUGCCCAGUGCCAGCAAUGGCGACGGCCACAGUGGCAUCAGACUCGGCCGAGGCUCUACGCUCGCCCUCGCCGAUGUCCGCAUCGAAAACGGCCAGAACGGCAUCUGGCACGACAGCCAUCAACAAGCCCUGUACAAGAACAUUUACUUUUACCAAAACGCUGUCGGCAUGCUUAUCUCCGGCGGCAACACCAUCACCCUACUGGCACCCACCUUUGACAGCGUCAAGUCUGGCAUCCAAAACACCGGCGGGAGCCCUUUUAUCGGCAUCCUCGACGGCAAGUCGACCAACUCGGGCGUCACCUUGACCUCAACCGUCCACCCCUCCGUCUUUAUCCAGAACCUCGAGACGGACGGCAAGGCCGAUAUUGUCCAGCUGCCCGACGGCACCGCCCUCACCGCCGCCCGCCACGUCGACAACUACUCGCACGGCAACACCGUCGGCCGCGCCCCCGUGUACGGCGCCACGGCCGGUGCCCAGAAGCUGUCGAGCACCGCGGCCCCCGGCGGCCGCAUCCCGUCCAUCCCGGUGCCCAACUUUGCGAGCAACCCGGUCUCGGAUUUCGUCAACGUCAAGGACGCCCGCCAGAACGGCGGAUACACGGUCCGCGGCGACGGCACACUGGACGAGGCCGCCGUGCUCAACAAGGUGCUCGCGUACGCCGCGGACAAGAAGAAGAUUGCGUACUUUCCCUACGGCGACUACCGCGUCGAGUCGACGCUGCUCGUCCCCAUCGGCUCGCAAAUCGUCGGCGAGGCAUGGGCAACCAUCUCGGGCGGCGGCAAGUUCUUCCAGGACGCCACCGACCCGAAGCCCGUCGUGCAGGUCGGCAACGAGGGCGACGUCGGCGUGGCGCAGAUCCAGGAUAUGCGCUUUACAGUCUCUGAGGUGCUUCCUGGCGCCAUCAUCGUUCAGAUUCAGGCGGCUGGCACCUCGCCCGGCGACGUCGCGCUCUUCAACUCGCUCAUCACCGUCGGCGGCACCCGCGGCGCGCCCGGCCUGACCGACGGCUGCACGGACGCAAGCAACCCGUGCCAGGCCGCGUACCUGGGCCUGCACCUGACGGCGUCGUCCUCGGCGUACGUCGAGAACGUGUGGAACUGGGUCGCGGACCACAUCACGGAAGACUUUUCCGGCGGAUCGAGCAUCGCCGGCAAGGGCGGGGCGCUCGUCGAGUCCACCAACGGCACGUGGCUGCACGCGCUCGGCAGCGAGCACUGGUGGCUGUACCAGCUGAACCUGCGCAGCGCCGCGCACGUCGUCGUCACGCUGCUGCAGAGCGAGACCAACUACGAGCAGGGCGACAACGCGCGGCGGCUGGCGCCGGCCCCGUGGCGGCCCGACGCCGCCGCCUGGGGCGAUCCCAACUUUGCGUGGUGCCGGCCCGACGACGCCCGCUGCCGCAUGGGCCUGGCCAACUACAUCCAGGGCGGCGAGGACAUAUCGUACUAUGGCGCCGCGUCGUGGGCGUUUUUCAGCGGCCCCGGCUACCAGCCGUGCGCGGGCCGCUUCAGGUGCCAGAAAGUGAUGCACUGGAUUCAGAAAACGCCGAGGAACUUGCAGAUGUAUGGCAUGUGCACCAAGGAUACGACGAUUGCGCUGCGGCUUGGCGAUGGCACGACGGUGGGCGCCGAAGGCAAGUUUGAGGGAGGCUGGAAUCCGGGCGCCACGAUUGGUCGCUACACGAGCUGA
Messenger RNA from Cordyceps militaris CM01, 2238 nucleotides. RefSeq names its product glucan endo-1,3-beta-glucosidase BGN13.1 precursor. Bases 1 to 2238 code for a protein of 745 amino acids. Gene Ontology annotation, molecular function: polygalacturonase activity. The transcript has 5 exons. The record is from RefSeq and is a predicted model, not a curated record. NCBI's taxonomy places the organism in Eukaryota, Fungi, Ascomycota, Sordariomycetes, Hypocreales, Cordycipitaceae.